AUGUCUGAGGAAAAAGUUAUCCGUAAAUCGUCGAAAAUUGAGGACUCCGGGGACUUGGAUUCAUGGGAUGAAGACGAAGGUCUGAUGUUCGCUCUGAAGAACUUUACUUCUCAACGUGAAGCCCAAAUUAGUAGAGAAUUGGAUUUAAAGUCAUGGAAAUCACUAAGUUACUCUGGGCAUACUUGUGAGCUGUACCUUGUCUCACGUUUGGCACCCAACUUUGCUACCGUUUGCCGCGUCUUGUACGAAAUCCGUAAACGAUGCCCAAGUUUUAUUCCAAAGUCAUUAUUUGAUUUUGGCUCUGGGCUCGGAACAGUCACCUGGGCGACAAACACAGUCUGGCCAGUUGGUUGCGUACGCCAUCAUUAUCUGGUGGAACCAUCAUUACAUAUGACACGAAUAUCGGAAUUUAUGUUUCAAAAGCAGGGGAGUGUUCAACCCUCUGAAUUUGUGUUUCCUGGUGUUUACCAUCGCCGCUUCAUGCCUAGUACCAAGAAUCAAUAUAAUUUGGUAGUCUGUGCUAACACUUUACUGGAAAUCCCAUGCAAAUCUUCUCGUUCACGUGUUAUUUCAUCAUUGUGGGAGAAAACAACUGAUUUUCUGGUCUUUAUUGAACAAGGAACAAAGUCCGGAUUUCAGGCAAUACUUGAAGCAAGGGACUUUUUGCGCACAAAUGGGGGACCUGAUGUUCAUAUUUUCAGUCCAUGUCCUCAUGUGCAGACUUGUGGAAAAAAGGAUUCCAACUGUAACAUUGUUGUACGAUAUUACAACUUUGGAUUAACGCGAUUCAAAAGUGAACCGUCUAGCGAGCUCAUUUCUUAUUUGGUUGUAUCAAAGGGGGAUUGGCGAAGACAUCAAGUCCCAGUCGUAAAACCUGAACCUGACCAAUUGCCUCGGAUUGUUACUCAUAAACUAUUCAAACACGAUCAGCCCAUUCACGAUAUAUGUAUGCCUUCCGGUGCAGUUGAACGUGUUCUAUUCCCUAAACAACAGACUGAUGCAGGUCUUUAUUACUACAUGAAACAAGCACAUUCUGGUGAUAUCGUCCCUGCUGAAGUGGUGGCCACAAAUGAAUCAGAGCAUAUGAUUGAGUGUGUGAACGAAGAAGAUAAAGAAAAUAAACGGUCUUCAUAG
Schistosoma guineensis is the source of this 1134-nucleotide messenger RNA. Lineage: Eukaryota; Metazoa; Platyhelminthes; Trematoda; Strigeidida; Schistosomatidae. The record is from the annotation of a GenBank genome assembly.